AUGUCUACACCAUCAAAUCCUCACAACGGUUGGGCAAAAACGGCAGACGAAGAAGAUCGCGUUGAAAAAUUGAUUAGGUUAGUUUUUCCAACAUCAAUUAUUUAUAAAUAUGUUUUUUCAUAGAAGUUCCGGCUGCUGGGAUAAUCAUAUAAGUGUUGUUGAUUGUAUGGGAGAUAACGGUGAUUGGAGAAAGUGUCAAACCGAACUUCAAUCAUUCAAAGAGUGUAUGCAAAAGAAUUUCCACAACGUUCGCAAGCAACAAGCUCACGUUGAAGCUCAACAAAAGAAAAAUUAA
Molecule: messenger RNA, 295 nt
Organism: Caenorhabditis angaria
Lineage: Eukaryota; Metazoa; Nematoda; Chromadorea; Rhabditida; Rhabditidae
Source: the annotation of a GenBank genome assembly